AUGUCAGAUUACUCCAUCUCUAUUGCUGAGGAGGUUAAGAUUCAGGACCCUGAAAAGAAUCAACCAGCAAAGCUCAAAGAUUCCUCCAUCUUCUUGGCUGGUGCUGAGGUCAAACAGACCCAGUGCAAAGAUGUCUCCUUGGUUGCUGCAGCUGAGUCAAAGACUCUGAAACCUCAGGAGGAGCAGCCAGCAAAGUGUAAAGAUUUGUCUGUGUUUGCUGCAGCCGGAGGAAAGACUCAGGACUCAGCAAAUGUCAAAGGUGAAAAGGACCUGGACAUUAAUGUAGACUGGCCAGAGACUGACUACAGUUGCAGUGACGAUGAGUUCAUGAGUGAAGAGAUAUACCCAACGGAUGAAGAGAAAGAUCUUCCACAACUCCAGACAGAUGGGAAUACUAAUGAGAUUGGUGGAGAAACGACAGAUAGUGUUGCUUUUCAAAGACACAGAAUAAACUCAGAGAAGGAUGAGAAAGAUGGAGAUGAAAAGAAAGAGGUCAUUCAGGAGAACCAGAGAACAACGUACAAAGAUUUAUCCAUACUUUCAGCUGGUGCUCAGGUCACACAUUCACAGUGCAAAGAUCUCUCUGGGUUUGUUGCAGCAAGGGAUAAGGUCAAGGGUGAAAACGACCGGGACAUAGACUGGUUAGAGAGUGACAACAGUGAGAUUGAGGAAGUAAUAGAAAGUGACAGUGAAGUAAAGGAAAUUCACCAAAUGGAAGAAAAGAAAGAGAAGGAUGAAGAACAGACAGAUGACCUCCAAAGUAAGAGAAAGACAGAGAAGAGUGACGAGGAAACCACAGAUAGCAGUGAUGACAAGAGUGAGAAAACAAACAUCAAGAAAGACAAAGAGAUGCGUCAUGAAGACAUUACAGACCACACCCUUGAGAAAACAGAUUUCUCCAUCUUAGCUGAGGAGGAGGUUAAGACUCAGGACCCUCGCGCGGACCAGCCAGCAAAGUGCAAAGCUGGAGGACAGACUCAGAACACUCAGACAGACCAGGCAGCAAAGGUCAAAGGUGAACAGGACCUGGACAUUGACUGGUCAGAGAGUGACUAUGACAGUGAGGGAACAAUGGAUAGUGACAAUGAGUUCAUAGGUAAAGACGAAUGGACAAAGUGGAGCGUGGACAUUGAGGAAAAGAAAGUGUGUACACAAGUCCAACAUGAUGCAAAUACAGCUGAGAGAGACAUCAUAAACCAAGAGAAGAAAAAGGACGAGCCAGCAAAAUGCAAAGAUUUAUCCAUCUUUUCAGCUGGUGCUCAGACUCAGCAGACCCAGCAGUGCAAAGAUGUCUCCAUGGUUACUGCAACUGAGUCAAAGACUCUGAAACCUCAGGAGGACCAGCCAGCAGUGUGCAAAGCUGGAGGAAAGACUCAGACAGACCAGGCAACAAAGGUCAAAGGUGAACAGGACCUGGACAUCGACACAGACUGGUCAGAGAGUGACUAUGAUAGUGAUGAUGAAUUCAUAACUGAAGAAGUAUGGCAAAAGUGGAAAGAGGACAAUGAGAAGAAAAGACAAAACAAAGAUUACACAGUUACACCAUUACCGAAUACAGAUAGGAUUGAUGGAGAGGUCUCAAGAGAAAAGAUUGGAAAGAUAAACCAAGAGCAGAGGGCUGUAGCAGAGGGAAAGACUCAGAACCGUCAGACAUAUCAGCCAGUAAAGGUCAAAGGUGAAAAUGACCUGACAAGUGGGGGAAUGAACCAAGAGAAGACAGAGAUAGAGGUCCUUCAGAGGUCUCGUCAGGAACAGCCAGCUAAGUGUAAAGGCAUGGCCAAGGUCCCCCCGGUUCAGCAGGCCAAAAUUACUCUAUUUUCACUGCAUCAGGGCUAAAGAGCAAGGACCCGUAUGAUCAACAGCCAGUAAAAUGCAAAGAAGUCUCUAUAUUUGCAGCUGGGAAAAAUCGUUUGGCUAAAGUCUUGAAACCCCUUGUGCGCAAAAAAAUGAAGUCAGAAUGCAUAGGUAAGAGAGGAGAAUGUUACAACUGAUAAGUGAAGUUUGUUUGACACAGUAUUACAUGAUUCUAACAGUGAUACUUUUUGUUGGGUCUUUUUUCAGUUCCUGACGUUUUCCUUGCUAAGAAGUGACCUCUGCAAUUUGAAAAAUAUUUUCUGAAAUUCAUUUUCAUUCUUUCCCUUGUUUUCUAUAUACAUUUUUAAAUUCUUCAAGCAUUAUAAAAUAAUAAAAUCAUUUUAUCA
Messenger RNA from Oncorhynchus mykiss (rainbow trout), 2201 nucleotides. RefSeq lists its product as uncharacterized. Lineage: Eukaryota; Metazoa; Chordata; Actinopteri; Salmoniformes; Salmonidae. The record is from RefSeq and is a predicted model, not a curated record.